AUGGCUCUGGUAGCAUACAGGCACCUGCUCCGUGCUGCGCGACUUGCAUUCGAAGGCGACGCUCCCGUCCUCGCCGCAGCUCAAUCCCAGAUCCGAAGCGAGUUCAUAAACAAGUCAGCUCUUGACCCUUCGGAAAGACCGGCCGCCAUUCAACAUGCCCAAGAUGUCGCGCGCAUCUUGAGAGAAAAUGUUGUGCAGGGAAGACGAGAGACCGAGAACGAUCACAACUACAAGUUACGAAUACACGAAUUCACAGAGAAGGGCGACAAUGACAGCAUCAAGACGGCUGGCGCUGGUGUCGCAACGGGAGGCGGAUGCUGCGGGGGGAGUGGUUCGAAAUAA
This is a messenger RNA of Clonostachys rhizophaga, 342 nucleotides long. NCBI's taxonomy places the organism in Eukaryota, Fungi, Ascomycota, Sordariomycetes, Hypocreales, Bionectriaceae. The record is from the annotation of a GenBank genome assembly.